CACACUUAGUGGUCUCUGAGUAACAAGAAGGAAGAAAAGUUGUCAAAGUGGACAACGCUAGCAAGUCGGCGCUUGUUGACUCCGAUGCCAAUCUCGCAGGACUUGAAGCGGAUUCACAUUCUUCCGCGGCAGAUUUAAAGCGUUAAGUACGGGCUUUGUUGCAGACGCGGUUAAAGAAAGGUCCGCCUCGGUUUCCUGGCGACUGUCUGGAGAGAGAGCGAGAGGAGGAGGAGGAAAGGGAGGAGACAUUCCCUCACUGUCCACCACCUCCUUCCUUCACAGUCAACAGGAAGACUGCAGGCCGCUCACACAAAGAAAAAAAACAUGAGCAAGAACCAGAAAGAGGUGAAGAAGAUCCAGUCUGCUUAUCUGCAGACUGUGGAGAAGCACAACCAGGGAGUCAAACCAGAGAAGAAAAGCUGGAAGGCCAAGGAAGGAGAGUUUGCCUCGCCGAGACCGCCCCCCGCCAACAGGAUCAGCCGAGACCUGACCUGCUCCAUCUGCCUGGACCUCUUCAAACAACCUGUCUCCCUGCCCUGCGACCACACCUUCUGCCAGGGCUGCAUCGUGGGCUACUGGGCGGGGCCCAGGGGUCACAGCCAGGGGGCCACGGGCUCCUGCCCCCAGUGCAGGAAGGUGUACCCGGGUCAGAGCUACAGACCCAACCGCAUCGUGGCCAACAUCGUGGAGAGCUACUGCCAGGGGCUGGAGGAGAGCGGGAGGGCGGAGCCCGCCCCGGCAGAGAAGGCGCCCCCCGCCCCGGCCCCGCGCUGCGGCCGACACCGGGAGGAGCUGAAGCUGUACUGCGAGGACGACCAGGAGCUGGUUUGUCUGGUGUGUGGACUCUCGCAGGAGCACAGGAACCACACCAUGGUGUGUGUCCAGGACGCAGAGCAAAAGUACAGGGCGUCCCUGAACAGCUCCAUGGACUCCCUCAAAGCGGAGCUCAACACGGCACUGCAGUGUGAUCGGGAAGCUGAGGAGGAAGUCAAAAAGCUUAAGGACCACACGGCUGACCUGAAGCAGCGCAUCGAGACCCAGUUCAGCGACCUGCACCAGUUCCUCUACCAGGAGGAGAAGAUGCUGCAGGUGAAGCUGAAGACGGAGGAGCGCCGCGAGCUGAUCCGCCUGGACGAGCACAAGGCCCUGCUGUGCGUGGAGAUCUCCCGUCUGCAGCGAGCCCUGCAAGAUAUCGAGGACAAGCGGCGGGAGCAGGACCCCUUCACUCUGCUGCGGAGCAUCAAAGUGUGUCUGCAGAGGCCGCCGCUGAAGUUCGAGAAGCCACUUUUUACGCCUCCCAGCCUGUGUGAGGGACGCUUUGCAGGGCCCCUGCAGUACAGAGUGUGGAAGUCCAUGAAGAGCACUAUUUACCCAGUCCCAGCAGCCAUCACGUUGAACUCCAGCACGGCCAACCCUUGGCUGAGCCUCACCUCCUCACUCACCUGCGUCCGCUACCAGACCUUCAACCACGGCGUGGAGGACAACCCCAACAGGUUCAACGCUGCCCUGUCGCUGCUGGGGAGCCAGGGCUUCACCCACGGCCGCCACUACUGGGAGAUCGAGGUCUACAGCAGCACCGUCUGGACCGUGGGCGUGGCCCGGGAGUCGGUGCCCAGGAAGGGGGUCAUCAAGGCUCUUCCGGCCAACGGCUUCUGGACCCUCUCGCUGUCCUACGGGAUACAGUACAUGGCGGGCACGUCCCCGCCGACCGUUCUGUCCCUAGAGGAGCCGCUGGCCAGGAUCGGGGUGUACCUGGACUACAAAAGAGGCCUAGUGUCUUUUUACAAUGCAGAAACCAUGACGCACCUGUACACCUUUAGGGAGAGCUUCAUGGAGACGCUCUACCCUUACUUUAAUCUGGGAUUCCUGGAUAAAGUGCAUGAAAAUGAGCCUCUUAAAGUUUUCUUGCCAAAAAUCUAGUUUUUUUUUGUACAGACGUCUGUAGACUGGAUCUACGGCCGCAAUAUCUGGAAUAUUAUAUAUAUCUUUGGCCUUUUUUUUAUUUUUUAAAUACAUUUCUGUCUACUUUUAACUCAAAAUCUAAUAAUACACACUUGAACUAUUCACAAUGUGUUUUGGUCAAUUUCAGGAAAAUUAACUUAGUUUUCUAUUCUAUUAUAUAAUGUCUUUGAUGUCCUCUGUGUUCUUUGAUGUUUCCCUCUUACACACAUGGAAGAGGGAUGUGUACCAUGGUUAUGAGUUGUUUUUUUAUCUUUUUAAUUUAUUUGUUUUUUUCCCUUGGCCUCAGUCUGCACCUCCUCUCCAGGGCCCAGGCAAAGACCGAUUUUUUAAAUUUUAUUUUAAUCUUCUAUUUUUUUCUCCCCCCCUUUGUUUACCUUUAUCUCAUCUUUUUUGUAAGGGGCGCUGGAAGCCGGCAGACCCGUCAGCGAUCCUGUUCUGUCUCCCUGUAAUGUUUGUCUAAACUUGAAUGGGAUUGUGCUGAAAAUUUUAAUUUUCCUGAAGGAACUCUCCUGACGGAAUAAAUAAAGUACUAUCUAUCUAAUCUAA
Molecule: messenger RNA, 2508 nt
Organism: Nerophis ophidion (straightnose pipefish)
Lineage: Eukaryota; Metazoa; Chordata; Actinopteri; Syngnathiformes; Syngnathidae
Gene: trim69
Product: tripartite motif containing 69
Exons: 6
Coding region: 325-1920 (531 amino acids)
Molecular function (GO): zinc ion binding; protein binding
Source: RefSeq, a predicted model, not a curated record